Brassica napus (rape) is the source of this 1990-nucleotide messenger RNA. Its product is annotated as pre-mRNA-processing factor 17. Gene Ontology annotation, molecular function: protein binding; mRNA binding. The record is from RefSeq and is a predicted model, not a curated record. The transcript has 2 exons. Gene Ontology annotation, cellular component: catalytic step 2 spliceosome. NCBI's taxonomy places the organism in Eukaryota, Viridiplantae, Streptophyta, Magnoliopsida, Brassicales, Brassicaceae. Gene Ontology annotation, biological process: mRNA splicing, via spliceosome. The coding region runs from base 34 to 1734 and encodes 566 amino acids.
GAACAGUGACGCAAAUCCACAAAAAUCGCGAGAAUGGAUCUGAUUCAAUCCUACGACGGAGGAGACGCCUCUUCUUCGCCGGAACCCUCACCGCCUCGCAUGCUGAAGGCGAAGUCAUCGGCCCCGGAGGUAGACGACACGGCGCUCGCUCUCACCGUAUCCAACGCGAGCCAAUCGAAAUCGAACCCGAUCAACCCGACGCAGCACGCCGUCGCGUUCAACCCCACCUACGAUCAGCUCUGGGCCCCGAUCUACGGCCCGGCCCAUCCCUACGCGAAGGACGGGAUCGCUCAGGGGAUGCGGAACCACAAGCUAGGGUUCGUGGAGGACGCCUCGAUCGGGUCCUUCGUCUUCGACGAGCAGUACAGCACUUUCCAGAAGUACGGCUACGCGGCGGAUCCCUCCGGGAUGAACUACGUCGGCGACGCGGAGGCGCUGAAGCAGAACGACGGCGUUUCGGUUUAUAACAUCAAGCAGAGCGACCAGAAGAGGAGGAAGCUUGAGGAGAGCAAAGGGGAGGAGGAGGUUGAGAUCUCGGCGGAGGCUGAGAAUCCGGCGACGGAGGCGUGGCUGUUGAAGAACAGGAAGAGUCCGUGGUCGAGGAAGAAGGAGGUUGUUCAGGGAGAGUUGACUGAGGAGCAGAAGAAGUAUGCAGAGGACCACGCCAAGAAGAAGGAAGAGAAGAGCCAACAGGGAGAAGCUAAAGGAGAGGCUUUUACGGAUAAGAGCACUUUCCAUGGCAAGGAGGAUAAAGACUAUCAAGGGAGGUCGUGGAUCGAAGCUCCUAAAGACGCAAAGGCUAACAACGACCAUUGCUAUAUCCCAAAGCGUUUGGUUCAUACGUGGAGUGGUCACACGAAAGGUGUUUCCGCUAUUCGGUUCUUCCCAAAGCAUGGACAUUUGCUUCUCUCCGCAGGUAUGGAUUGCAAGGUCAAGAUUUGGGAUGUGUAUAACUCUGGUAAGUGUAUGAGGACUUACAUGGGUCACGGUAAAGCUGUGAGGGAUAUUUGUUUCUCUAAUGAUGGGACUAAGUUCUUGACUGCUGGGUAUGAUAAGAACAUUAAGUAUUGGGAUACAGAGACUGGUCAAGUUAUAUCGACUUUCUCCACUGGGAAGAUUCCAUAUGUGGUGAAGCUGAAUCCUGAUGAUGACAAGCAGAAUAUUUUGUUGGCGGGGAUGAGUGAUAAGAAGAUAGUGCAGUGGGAUAUUAACUCCGGGGAGAUUACGCAAGAGUAUGAUCAGCACUUGGGUGCGGUUAAUACAAUCACGUUUGUGGAUAAUAACAGAAGGUUUGUCACUUCAAGUGAUGAUAAGUCUCUUCGUGUGUGGGAGUUUGGGAUACCGGUGGUUAUCAAGUAUAUAAGCGAGCCUCAUAUGCACUCCAUGCCUGCAAUUUCUGUUCACCCAAAUGGGAAGUGGCUUGCGGCGCAGAGCUUGGACAACCAGAUUCUGAUCUACGGCACCCGGGAAAGGUUUCAGCUGAAUAAGAAGAAGAGGUUUGCAGGGCACAUUGUGGCCGGGUAUGCAUGUCAAGUUAAUUUCUCGCCGGAUGGAAGGUUUGUAAUGUCGGGAGAUGGAGAGGGUAGGUGCUGGUUUUGGGACUGGAAGAGCUGCAGAGUGUUCAAGACUCUUAGAUGUCACAACGGAGUAUGCAUUGGAGCCGAGUGGCAUCCUCUGGAACAGAGCAAAGUCGCAACUUGUGGAUGGGACGGCUUGAUUAAGUACUGGGACUAAGACAAGCGUCUUGUCACAAGACAGAGGGCAUCACGGAGAAAGAAGUAGUAAUGACGGUCUACCUACCCUGGGAUAUACAGAAUGCUCUCUGCAUCUUUCGGAUACAAAGUCCCUUUUUGAGUUUCGCUUUCAUCUGUUUUUAGAUUCAUCAAUGUUGUAACGCUUUCCGUUUAAUGGAUUGUGUAGUGGGAUGUGACCAAAACAAUUUCAAAUGCUUGACUGUAUCGUUAUCAAGAUAGCAUCUCAGACUUGAAUA